Messenger RNA from Bombyx mandarina (wild silkworm), 1311 nucleotides. Its product is annotated as MYG1 protein. The record is from RefSeq and is a predicted model, not a curated record. NCBI's taxonomy places the organism in Eukaryota, Metazoa, Arthropoda, Insecta, Lepidoptera, Bombycidae. Gene Ontology annotation, cellular component: cytoplasm; nucleus.
CGUCUUUUCAUGGUCUUUUUGUUGCUGCUCUCCAAAUUUUGGUUUGCUUGGAAAGAAAAUUACUGUUCUAAAUAUUUUGCAUUUAAAGUACUAUAUACCUAAUUGAAUUUAUCAUAAUAGGUGACAUUCCACAGUCUGUGUUGAAACUUUAAACAAUGAAUUCUACAAUUUGAUUAAAUACAACGUAACAUACCGUAACAUAACCUAUGUUAUGUUAAAUAGAAUUUUACCAAGAACGUGUAGUUUACUUAAUUCUGCAUCAUAUAAUUUUCGUCAUUACUGUUUGUCAAGUAUUUUAAAGAUGAAGAUUGGGACUCACGACGGAGUAUUCCACUGCGAUGAAGUUCUAGCUUGCUUUAUGCUAAAGAAUCUUCCUCAAUACAAAGAUGCUGAGAUCAUCCGCACAAGAGAUCUAAAUAAGCUGAAUGACUGUGAUAUAGUUGUUGAUGUAGGAAGUGUUUUUGACCAUGAAAAGAAGCGUUAUGAUCAUCACCAAGCCGGUUUUAAUGAGACCUUGAGUACCUUGAGGCCUGAACUCGGAGACAGCUAUAAAAUUAAACUUAGUUCAGCAGGCCUUGUGUAUGCUUACUAUGGAGAGGACAUCAUCCAGCAACUCAAAGAAGAGUCUACCUCCUUGACAAAUGAAGACUUGAAGUUAAUUUACAAGAAAGUUUAUGAAUCUUUCAUUCAAGAGAUUGAUGCUAUUGAUAACGGAAUUCCAAUGACAGAGGAACAACCGAAAUAUGACAUUCAUACUCACUUAAGUAACAGAGUGAAAAGACUGAACCCAGAAUGGAAUUCAACUCAGGAAACCAAUGUAGAUGAAUUCUUCAAUAAAGCAAUGGCUUUAGUUAGUGAAGAUUUCCUAUAUUUUACAAGAUACUACAUAAACACUUGGUUUCCAGCCCGAAAUUUGGUCAGGAAAGCUAUUGAUAAUCGUUUUGAAAUACACAAGUCAGGAGAGAUUGUGGUAUUCAAUGAAAGGUUUCCUUGGAAAUAUCAUUUGUUUGAUUUGGAACAAGAAUUGGGGAUUGAGCCGCAAAUCAAAUAUGUGCUAUUCAAUGAUAAACCAAAAUCUUGGAGAGUUCAAGCUGUUCCAAUUGAUCCUAUGAGUUUUGUUCUUAGGAAAGCAUUACAUAAUGCAUGGCGUGGAAUCCGUGACGAUAAUCUCAGUUCAGUCUCUGGGAUUGAAGGAUGUAUUUUCUGCCACAGCAAUGGUUUUAUUGGUGGUAAUACCACAUUGGAGGGAGCUUUGAAAAUGGCCAUUGCCAGCCUAGAAGCCAACGAAUGAAAUAAAACUUUGGUUAGUUA